This is a messenger RNA of Colletotrichum phormii, 843 nucleotides long. Its product is annotated as Glyoxalase/Bleomycin resistance protein/Dihydroxybiphenyl dioxygenase. NCBI's taxonomy places the organism in Eukaryota, Fungi, Ascomycota, Sordariomycetes, Glomerellales, Glomerellaceae. The record is from RefSeq and is a predicted model, not a curated record. The transcript has 6 exons. Gene Ontology annotation, molecular function: methylmalonyl-CoA epimerase activity. Gene Ontology annotation, cellular component: mitochondrion. Bases 1 to 843 code for a protein of 280 amino acids. Gene Ontology annotation, biological process: L-methylmalonyl-CoA metabolic process.
AUGACCGCUCCCAUCCGCAAAAUCAACCUCGUGCGAAUAGCACACAUCAACUACACCUACCAAAACCUCGAACGAGCCGAAGCCUUCUUCCGAGACUUUGGCUUCGUAGAGGCCUCCCGCGUAUACUACCGGGGCUACGGCCCGGAACCCUUCUCCAAGGAGGAUCUUCUUUAUGCGUCCAAGACGCUCCCUGGGGCUUCUGCACCGUAUGAGCUGAGCAAGGCGCCUGGUGGGGGCCGAUGUGUGACGUUCGAGGGCGGUGUUGAUAAAUUUCCGUUUCACCUUGUUUAUGGACAGGUGAUGCGGGAGAAGGCGACGGGUUUUCCAGAACGAGAGUUCAAUUUUGUUCAAACUUACUUGUCUAUGGGCCCGGCACCGGUACACAAACUAGGCCACUUCGGCGCACGCGUGACAGACUUCCAACAAACAUACGACUUCUUCACAACCCGAUUCAACUUCAUCCCCAGCGACCUCGUACACGACGAAACCGGACGAAACGUCACAGUCUUCCUACGACUCGACCGCGGCGACGACCUCGUAGACCACCACUCCUUCUUCUUCUUCUUCGAGGGCCCCAAAUGUCACGUCCACCACGCCUCGUUCGAGACCCACGACUCGGACUUGCAGUUUCUCGGGCAUGACUGGCUUCGCGAGCGAGGGUACGAGAACUGCUGGGGUGUUGGGGAGGCAUGUUAUGGGGAGUUUGACCCCAGCAAGUUCAUUUUUGAGCAUUAUGUCGACGGCGAUCAAAUGAAUAGCUCGCAUCCGCCGAAUCAUUCCAAAGCUUCUCCUGAUAGCCUUCAUAUUUGGGGACCUGACCUGCCGGAAGGCUUCUUACUCUGA